GAAUUGAAUCAUUGGCGAAAAUCAGUCAUGUUCGUUUGGACCGUGAAAACAUCAAACAUAUUGACAAUUUGGAGAUGCUUGGACCAGUAACUAAUCUAUAUUUACAACAGAAUGUGAUUGAACGGAUUGAGAAUUUGGAAUCUCUGAGUCACCUUCGCUUCCUUGUUUUGUCUGGGAACAGCAUUCAGAAAGUUGAAAACCUGCUCUCAAUGCAAAUGCUCAAAUUCCUAGAUAUAUCUGAUAACUUGAUAUCACAUCUUGACAUAGAUGAAUUACCACCUUCUUUGUUGGUGCUAAAUUUGUCUGUCAAUCAAUGUACAAAAGCAUGUAACUACAGGUAAGUAUAUAACAUUUUUAUUUA
Messenger RNA from Anneissia japonica, 361 nucleotides. Its product is annotated as leucine-rich repeat-containing protein 46-like. The transcript is spliced from 3 exons. NCBI's taxonomy places the organism in Eukaryota, Metazoa, Echinodermata, Crinoidea, Comatulida, Comatulidae. The record is from RefSeq and is a predicted model, not a curated record. Bases 75 to 341 code for a protein of 88 amino acids. Gene Ontology annotation, molecular function: protein binding.